Messenger RNA from Mesorhabditis spiculigera, 1821 nucleotides. The record is from the annotation of a GenBank genome assembly. Lineage: Eukaryota; Metazoa; Nematoda; Chromadorea; Rhabditida; Rhabditidae.
AUGGCCGAUGUCCAACCGGACACUGUAGCCGAAGAGAACGGCGGAAAUGAAAAUAAAAAGAGCACCGUCGAGGUGAAGACCGAGCCGGAGACGUUCAGCUGGGACUCGUAUCUCAAAGAAUUUAACGCGACGGCCGCCCCGAGCCGCGCCUUCUACCAGUCCGAGGAGCCCCCUCGAAACGAUUUCGAAGUGGGCGCCCUGCUUACCGUACCAGAUGCUAAAGGAGGAAACAUGCCGUGCCUCGGGAGUGUCCAAGCGGUCAGCGGACGCUGGAUCUUUAUUCGAUUGGAGGGAACAGACAACUCAGAUGAUCACUGGGUGAUGUGCGACGAUACGGAAAUAGCCCCGAUUGGCGAGGAGACACUUCUCAAUCCGCCGGUCGGAUUCCGGAUCAGUUUGCGGACGUUUCACUCGUGGAAGGACAAGAUGUUAACUACACAUCAUUUGGCCAGGCCCGAAUGGUUUAGACCGAUCGACAAAAAAUUCCGACCGCCGAAAUGUCUUUUCGAGGAGGGGCAGAAGCUCGAGGUGAUGGACACAAAGAAUUUCUGCGGUCAGCCAUAUGUCGCGACAAUCGUGAAAGUCAGCCAGAAUGGCCAACUCCAAAUCCAUUUCGACGGCUGGGCAAGCAGCUACGACAUCGAGCAACACUUUCAAUCGCGUAAUCUAUUCCCGGUCGGAUGGAGUGCGAGGGCGGGACUUGAAGUGGCUGCAAUGAGUAUGCAUACAUUGAGGGCGGAAGCUCGGCGGACACAGGCAAAGAGUCAGAAGAAGACGCAGAGUGUAUCCCCAACUUCGAUUCCAACGCAAAAACCCAGCCCACAGCCAACCACACAGAAGAGACCGGCUGCACCUUCGAUGCAACGAUUGUCGGAUGUUGGGGCAAAUCCCACCAAUAGACCCGGAGUUCCGGCAAAGAUUAAGUGUGUAGCCCCUCGAGUUCCACCAGCCCGCCCAAGCGUCGAGAGCCGCAAAACCGAAACCCCCACCGAGGACGUCGAACAGGACGUGAAGCCUCCCCGCCAAAAGUCGGUUUCACCGGCUCUGGGACUUUUGAACCCCCGUCACAGCACAAUACCAAAGGCUCCGGAUGGAAAAGGAAUUCAGGCAGCUGAUGUGCUGCUGAGUUGUGGCGACUCUGUUCCGGUCAUCCAGCGAAGCAUGGUCGUCCAUAUCAAUCGGAAUUGUCAUCCGGGGCAAUAUUUGGAUCCGAAGAGGCUGGCAGAGCUGCCGAAAGCUAUUGGACCCUUAUCGAUUCAUCAUGUUGUUAGGGAGGCAACGCAACAGUUGAUCAACUGCGGCAUCGAGCAAGCCCUUGUCUACCGUCGAGUUGAGGCGGGAGCUGUCACAAUCCUCUCUGUCUCUGCCCAAGUCCAAGGCUUCACCCACGUUCGCUUCAUCCCCAUCGUCAAGAACGUCAGCGUCGCCUGGAACUACUUGCGGAAGUUGACGGCCAAGCUCGGUUGCUGUCCGAAUCUGUACUCAGAUUCUCCACUUCCCUGCACCCAAUGCCAGAGCAAAAAUAACGCCAAUGAGAAUCUGAAGGUCAAGGUCGAAGACACGAUUUUUGCAGAUACAACCGAAUCUCCCACCCCAAACCAGACCUCCCAGCCAUUCGUCGAAUGGUCCGUCGACAAAUUGCAAGAAGAAAUGAGGGGGAAAUUUGACGCAAAUAUUGUCGAGACGUUUAAGGAGCAUAUGAUCGACGGUCGUGCCUUGGCUUUGUUGAAUUUUGAGACGAUCAAAAAUCACAUGGACAUCCCGACGGGACCCGCGCUUAAGCUCGACGGCUACAUCAAAUCGCUGAAGGGCCAAUCUGCA